AUGAUUGGUGUGCCCCUCAAUCUCGUAUGGGAAACAUGCGUCACGCUCCAAGACACCCGCAAGACAUACCGCAACAACGGAGUCCUACUAGAGCAGCAUAAUCACCAUGUCCCCGGCUCAUUCCAAGGAUUGGUGUCAGUAAAAAACACUGCGCCCAAUAUGCCGAUAGAAGGCCUCAAGAAACCCCGCGCGAAGCACGCGUGUAGGGAGUGCAACUCUCGGCGCAUCCGUUGCAAUGUUACCGAACGCCACCCUUGCUCCAACUGCGAGACCUCACAGGCAACUUGCGAAGUCCUGCCUUCACGCAGAGGCCGGUACCCACGGAGGUCCAAGAAGCAGAAGCAGGUGGAAGAGGCAUCAUCGGCGACCCCAGAACCUAUCAUUGCCGCUUCUUCGGCGGCUCCGCCUUCGGCUCUCACUUCCGCUGUGGCAGCGACCUUGGCGUCCAUGAGCACUGCGUCACCCUCUCUUGGGCUAUCCAGCUCCGGGGCUUCGCAGACUCCAUAUGCCGACACGCCCGUGUCGGUGCAUUCUACAGGCGCGACGACAGGAGGCAGUCGCUUCUUUGGGGAGUCCAACUUUAUCACGCUUGUUCCCGGAGCCUCUGAGACUGGUGCUGAAGCAGUCGUCGGUGACGGGGCCUUGAAGGGUCGUCUGACCUUCCCAGUCCCUCAGACGCCGCAAACUGACCUUGCUACAUCACCUGCCAGUACAAACCACAUCAGCUCGGCGACGGAGCGAUACCUUCGGGAUGAGGGCGCGCUUACCUUUCCCGACAUGCAGAACUGCCUGCCGGCUUUGCGUGCCUACUUUAAGUGGUUCCAUCCGUGCUUUCCCAUACUCGAUCGUGCAGAAGUUGCACGGCGUCUUGUCACGAUGGAGAUCUCGCCUCUGCUGCUACAGGCCAUGCUGUUCAUCGGUUCGACCUAUUGUGACGAAGCGACUAUUGUUGCCAUGGGAUUCAAAGAUCGUUCCGAAGCCAAGAGCAUGACUUACUCACGAGCACGUGUACUCUUCCACUCUAAUUGGGAGAAAGAUGAGUUUACCCUUAUCCAAUCUCUAUUUCUUUGUAGCUUCUGGAGAGGCGGACCAACAGACUGGAGAGAUGUGAGAUAUUGGCUAGGGGCAGUAUUGACCCUCGCUCAGACGCAUGGUCUCCAUAGAUCGUAA
This is a messenger RNA of Colletotrichum spaethianum, 1170 nucleotides long. Its product is annotated as cutinase transcription factor 1 beta. Gene Ontology annotation, biological process: regulation of DNA-templated transcription; DNA-templated transcription. The record is from RefSeq and is a predicted model, not a curated record. NCBI's taxonomy places the organism in Eukaryota, Fungi, Ascomycota, Sordariomycetes, Glomerellales, Glomerellaceae. Bases 1 to 1170 code for a protein of 389 amino acids. The transcript is spliced from 3 exons. Gene Ontology annotation, molecular function: DNA-binding transcription factor activity, RNA polymerase II-specific; zinc ion binding; DNA binding.